UCAAACGAGGUCUUCGGCGGUACGAGAAUCUGGAGAUUUUUGAGAUCCGCGCCUUGCCCGAAGACGUUGAGAAGACGCUUGUUGGUUACGACGUCAGUGCUGAGACCUUCAGCGCACGCCGUUAUAGCCUCACGAGCCCGGGCGGAGUUCGCUGAUCGCUCGCAAGGUGAAGCCUAUGACAUUGACACUAGAUUGUGCGGGUCCCGUGGGCAUACAGCUGGGCUUGGUGUGGAUUGUUUCACGCAUCGUGCCGCCUAAGUUAUAUUAUCCGUGUCUCAGUAGCCCGCUCAGGCCUGUAAUGGCCGUCGUACCUGUCCAGCGGUUAUACUUGCUGACGGCAACUCGCCUCACGAAGACCUGUUCGCUGAUGAGCGGUAUGAUUGUAACUCAAGGCUGUUUAUGAUUUAGUUGUUUCUAGAGCGGUCCUAUAGGCGAGAAAGCUUAUUGGGGCCAGUCCACGGAACGCACGUUCCUCACUGAACUGAAGGCUGGUAUCGACGAUGACUUCACUUGCGGAGAGACAUGGCCGCCUGCCACACGAGUGAGCGGCGGCCGGACACUCGUGAAACGGGCCCCGGCUCGUGCCAUGGGCGCUGAUUGCAUCUCCCCCGCCUCAGGUUGUGCCCGCCUUCGGGAUCGGUGUUUGGUAAGCUGCGCCUCCGCCGGAUCACGAUCGCGUAUUCGGCAAGCGAGCGAUCGUCGGCGAACAUGGCCGUAGACAGACGUAUAAAGGGACGCAUGGCCGACGCGUAAAUAUCCCAGCAACCCAUUCUCGAAUUUCCUGCUACGAACGCUCUGCCCCGCUCACUCGUUAUUUUACAACUAUGAAGGCCUUCUUCGUUCUUGCUUCCCUUGCCGCCUGCGCCUUGGCCCAGCGCCUGCACAUUCAGGAACCCACCGCGGGCCAGACAGUCUCCGGUAGUGGCACUAUUAUCGUCGAGCUCGAGCAGGACCAAUCCCUCGGCCCACUUGUGCAGACCUCGGUGCUCAUCGCCAUGAACAACUGCUUCGACGUCUGCAGCGAGCCCGACCAGUGGGGCCCGGCGACGGUGCUCUAUAAUGGGCCGUUCAACCCUCAGUUCAACUCGUCUGCGCCGGAGAAGGGACAUUACCAGGAUUUCGCCAUCCAGCUUCCAGGUUUCCAGUCUGGCGGGGCGAUCAUCCAGGUUGCACACCAGUUCCAGGAAGGCGGGGCGACGCUUAGCAAUGUCUUUGACUAUUCGACAGUUCAGGUGAAUGUCCAGUAAUUUCGUCUUUUACUGGACCUUCGGACGCGGACUUUCGCAUACUACCAAUAAGGUAGCCUGGUAAUACAAUUGUGAACACACACGUUAUAUAAUCUUCUUGAUCGUGGCCAUG
Molecule: messenger RNA, 1359 nt
Organism: Phanerochaete carnosa HHB-10118-sp
Lineage: Eukaryota; Fungi; Basidiomycota; Agaricomycetes; Polyporales; Phanerochaetaceae
Exons: 6
Coding region: 825-1247 (140 amino acids)
Source: RefSeq, a predicted model, not a curated record